Molecule: messenger RNA, 2677 nt
Organism: Cottoperca gobio
Lineage: Eukaryota; Metazoa; Chordata; Actinopteri; Perciformes; Bovichtidae
Gene: serbp1a
Product: SERPINE1 mRNA binding protein 1a
Exons: 9
Coding region: 111-1349 (412 amino acids)
Cellular component (GO): nucleus; cytoplasm
Molecular function (GO): mRNA 3'-UTR binding
Source: RefSeq, a predicted model, not a curated record
GCCGGAAGAGAAGAAGGUCCUUUUCCCAGCCAUCUUGUGGCUUCAUCUAGCGAAGUGUUCGCACCAAGCCUCGUAGAAUCGGAGGAAAAUCCUGCUGAAGGGGCGCCAUCAUGCCCGGACAAAUGCAAGAAGGUUUUGGCUGUGCCAUAGCCAAUCGGUUCGACCAGUUAUUUGACGAUGAGUCGGAUCCCUUUGAGCUGCUGAAGCAAGCCGAAGGGAAGAAGAAGGAGGCUACUACUCCUGGUGCCGCCAAGAAUUCAACCCUGGCUUCCAAGCAGCCGAAAAAGGAGUCCCAAAAAGACAGAAAAGUCCCACUGGGUGAUAAGAAGGAGGAGAGCCAAGCACCUGUUCCACUUAAGAAAGAUGGUCCCGGCAUGAAGAGAAUGGGCCACAGGCCGGAGGGCGAUGGCUUCAGACCCCAGGGAAACCAGGGAGAGGGGCGCCCCCCCACAGACAGAAGGCCUGUGGACAGGCGGCCCCCACGUCGAUUCGAAAGGCCUGCUUCUGACGCUGGCGAGAAGCCUGAGGGAGGCGAAUUCUCAGUGGAAAAACCCGUUGGUGAUAGACCUAUGAGAGGACGUGGUGGUGUCGGUGGCGGUGGCAGAGGUGCCCCCCGUGGAGGCAGAGGCCGUGGCAUGGGUCGCACUGAUGGCUUUGACUCUCGAGGAAAACGUGAAUUUGAUAGACACAGUGGCAGUGACCGAUCCAGUAGUCUGAAAGGUGAGGAGAAGCGUGGUGGAAGUGGCUCUCACAACUGGGGCACCGUCAAGGAUGAACUAAACGAGCUUGACCAAUCAAACGUUACUGAAGAGAACCCUGAAGGAGAAGAACAUCCACCUGCUGACUCUGAGAACAAAAGGGAGAAUGAGGUUGAGGAAGUGAAGGAAGAAGGUCCCAAGGAGAUGACUCUGGACGAAUGGAAGGCUGUGCAGGACAAGGAGCGGGCCAAGGUGGAGUUCAACAUCCGUAAGGCCAAUGAGGGAGCUGAUUGGAACAAAGGCUUUGUGCUGCACAAGUCCAAGGCAGAAGACAAGAAAGAAGAAGUUAUUGACCCUGAGAUUGAGGAACCCAAGCUUGAUGAUGAGCACCACUUCCGGAAGCCAGCCAAUGACAUUACGGCCCAGCUAGAGAUCAAUUUCGGAGAUCUGGGCCGUCCAAGUCGUGGACGCGGUGGACCACGUGGUGGCCGGGGCGGUCGUGGACGUGGUGGCGGCGGCGGCGGCGGGAGUGGGCCUCCUGGCCCUCCCAGCGCCGAAGCCACUAGGCAAAUUCGUGCAACAAGGACUGACAAGUCAUCUGCGUCUGUGCCCAACGUGGACGACCCAGAGGCCUUCCCAGCCUUGGCUUAAGUCCCGGCUGCUGCCCCUCAGGCCUACAGGAGCCUCCUGAGCACCUCCACUACGAGGCUUGCAUGUUCCUGGAUCCUUCAGCAAAGUGAAAUGAUGAAGACUGUCAUUAACUAUGGCAUUCAAAGUGAGGACUGAGUUUUACCCAAUAAAAACAAAACGAAGAUGGAAAAAAAAACAGAAAUUAACAAAAAAAAACAAAAAGAAAAGGACUUCUUGCUACUCUGGAGCAACUUAUUGGUAGAGGUUUUGUACUUGGAAACAAAGUAGCAGGGAUGUUUUCAUACAGUAUUUUUUUCAGAGGUUAUGCAUUGUCCAUUGAUUGAAUUUUUGUAAUUGCUGCUUGAAAAUAUGCAUUUUGAAAUGUAAGCAUAAGAAGGGUGUCUUUAGCUUGGUGUGAGCCAUUGCUUGCUCGCUUUGAAAUAAGCACUGUUGAGCUCCAACCCAAGCUCACAAGCGCAGCCACACCAGGUAUUUCUGAUGAAGUUAAAGCUUCACUGAUAAAGAUAUAUGGAUUUUGUUUUUCUUUCUUUAGCACUGGAGUAUUGUUUUAUAUUUUAUACAGGAGGUCUAUUCUUCUAUGAUCUUUGGCCUGUAAAUCUUAACUAUUUUCAUAAAUUCUUUUGAGACUGUAUUUCACAUGGUGCAAAUAGGAUGCAUCUUGAUCUUUGAUCAAGCAUUGCUGCCUACAUUUGAUUGCAUUGAUAAAAUGGCACCUACAUCUGUAUUUAGGUUCUUUUGUACUGAAAUGUUCUAAUAGUGGAACAUUUGGUCAUUUUUGCAGAACACAUUGCUGAUUACUCCUAAAUUUGCAUUGAUCCUAAGAUAUUUGUCAAGUGGCUCAAUUUAACACCCAAAGUUAUUCCAUGUGUUCUGAUUUCUAAUGUUUUUGGGGUGCUUCACUAUCCUAUCUCAUCCUCUUCCUCCCUGCCUAUUUCAUCUUUGGUUACAGCCAUGUGCAAGUCAAUUAAUGCCUUUUGUUUUACUUUAAAGAGUGAUACGGAGAGGAAGUGUCUUUACACAGUUGAGAUGUGGCUGUAGUCUUCUGGAAGCCUUCAGACCCUGUCCGACUGUUAACACACUUCACUUGAGCAUCCUUCCACAGAUGUAAACUCGGCUCAGUUUCAGUUUGUUUUUGCAUUCUGUUCUGUGCUGAUAUUUUCCUCCACUGUUGACUUGCCCUGUGGCUUCCGAAAUGGCACCACUGCAUAAUUGCUCUGAAAGAAAUACAGUCGUUCAUUGUGUGGAACUGAAGUGCUCUACAAAUGUGUGAAUUCUAGCCCUGCUAUUAGAGACCUCUGUCGGUAAAUAAAGAUGGUCGGUAAAUCUUU